AUGCUGGGGUUCGUGGUCGAUCAUGUUGUCACUAGGCAGGGCGUAGGAUGCUUUGAAGGCAUAUGGACCUUUUUGAUGUACACGGCGACGAUUGCAUGUGGUGCCAUUGUAAACGUCAUUAAUAUUGUCCGUUUUGGCGUAUUCGAUCACAUUACGUUCUAUCCCCGCUGGCUCCGAAUCCUGCUUCUCACCCUAACCGCCUUCUUCACCGCCGUGGGAUGGGGAUACGGCGCCGUAGCAUGGGCCCUCAUCCUUACAAAAGGAAGGGUCACCCAAUUCGAGAAAUAUGCAGCAUGGGGUGCCCUUGGGCUUCCACUCGUGUGGGACAUUCUUGUUGAUUGGGCCCUCGCAGUUGCAUCACUGAGAUUGGUAUUGAAGAUGCGGAAAAAUGUAGUGGAUCCUGGUGCUAGCAGUCGGGCAACGGCUGCAGACGUUGGACAAAGUCCACCGGCUCGUCAACCUUGGACAUUUAAAUCAUUGUUUUUGGCAAUUCCUACUGCGGUCUCCGAGUUACUCCAAUCCAGUGCAGGCGGAACAUCGACGACAGAUCUCCAUGAGAGCGCACCUUCGUCGGCGGUCCGCUCUUUACCCUCCACACGCGAUAUUCGCGCCUCUUCAGCCGUCGAUCCGUCGAUGCGUAAGCCUGUCCAAAAGAAACAAGACCGGAUCAUUAGCGGACAUAGCAUGGUCUUUGUGUUAUCUUUCAUGAUCCUCUUCUCUGGAUUGGCUAUAAUAGUUACCUUGGCCGAUGCAGCGAUAUACGGGAUGGUUUUUGGGGACGUCAUGCUCUUACUUUACAACGCUGCAAACCUGAUAUAUCUGUACGCUAUACCAAAGUUUGUACAGCAGAAUGCCGCAGCCGCCAGACGACGGUGA
Messenger RNA from Spizellomyces punctatus DAOM BR117, 876 nucleotides. RefSeq lists its product as uncharacterized. The record is from RefSeq and is a predicted model, not a curated record. NCBI's taxonomy places the organism in Eukaryota, Fungi, Chytridiomycota, Chytridiomycetes, Spizellomycetales, Spizellomycetaceae. The coding region runs from base 1 to 876 and encodes 291 amino acids. The transcript has 3 exons.